Phycodurus eques (leafy seadragon) is the source of this 3578-nucleotide messenger RNA. RefSeq names its product ARVCF delta catenin family member a (gene arvcfa). Gene Ontology annotation, cellular component: adherens junction; plasma membrane; cytoplasm. Bases 198 to 2741 code for a protein of 847 amino acids. Lineage: Eukaryota; Metazoa; Chordata; Actinopteri; Syngnathiformes; Syngnathidae. Gene Ontology annotation, biological process: cell-cell adhesion; cell-cell junction assembly. The transcript is spliced from 15 exons. The record is from RefSeq and is a predicted model, not a curated record. Gene Ontology annotation, molecular function: cadherin binding.
GGGAGGGUGUGUUUGUGUGUGCGUGUGUGUGUGUGUACGUGUGUGUGUGUGCGUGUGUGUGUGUGUGUGUGCGCGUGUGCUGGAUGGCUGGAUGAUGUUUGAACUGCCUCGCAUGCUCACAGGCAGGAAUUAGGCAGAGGAGCGAAGGAGGAGGAGGAAGCAUCAAUCUGUAGGCGAGAGCGGAAGGAGGUUCCACCAUGCCUGCACAAGCCAAAGAGGAGCAGAGCUCAGAGGGGCCUCCUGCACUGUCGCCCUCGCAAAAGGCGAAACACGCGACGGUGGAUCGGCCGUCCGCCGCCAACAACAGCGACGAAGUGGACACGUCCGUCGCCUCCGCCAUGACGUCCACCAACGACAGCUCCACUGAGGCUGGCACGCCUCUGCAGACCGACACGGAGGAGUUGAAGGCUGUGGAUCAGGAAGCCGAGCAGACGACGGCAGACGACUUGCAGCAGGAGAACCUUCAGCCGUCAGACGCGUCGGUCCGAGCAGAAGACGAGCAGAUUGCUGAGGUUGAACCGUCUCACGCGCCCGUGACGACAGCCACUCAGCUGCUUCCUCAGCCCAGUGAUCCUCAGCCGGUCACCUCGGACAACCAGAGCCGGGUUUACGCCCUCCCCGACGGCUACAGAGCCCUCGGGGGGGAUUUACGCGCCGGCUACGGCAGCCUGUCCCGUGGCAGCGCCGCCCUCCACGGCUACUGGCCGAGCAAAAACUUCCAGCCCGGGGCACACUUCACGUUGCCCUUCCUGAGGGACAGCUACGCCCCGGCGGGAUUCGGCAGCCCGACGGGCAACGACGGCCCCGGGGACCAGUCGGGCAACCCCGUGGACGUGAGGAACGACCACCCGGCGGCGACUUACGCCACCUUGGGAGGGAUCCACAACUUCAGGCCCAUUACGACCAUGGAGCUCCUCAGGGAGCCCUCCAGAACCAGAAGUGGCUACGACGACGCCUUCAUGGCUCAGCUGGAGGGCAACCUGAACCCUUUCUUCCAGGCCGUGUGCCGAGCGCAGACCCUGCAGUUCCCCCGCAAGCGCAGCAGCAUGGUGAGCCUGGACAGCAUCCGCAGGGACCCCCGCUGGAGGGACCCCAACCUGCGCGAGGUCAUCUCCAUGCUGGGCCACCCGAUGGACCCGGUCAAGUCCAACGCCGCCGCCUACCUGCAGCACCUGUGCUACGAGAACGAGCGCAUCAAGCACGAGGUGCGCCGGCUGAACGGCGUGCCCAUGCUGGUGGACCUGCUGGACCACCCCAAAGCCGAAGUCCACCGAAAGGCCUGCGGAGCCCUGCGCAACAUAUCCUACGGGAAGGACCACAACAAUAAAAUGGCCGUCAAGAACUGCGACGGCAUCCAGGCUUUGGUCCGACUGCUGAGGAAGACGAGCAGCAUGGAGGUCAAAGAGUUAGUGACAGGCACCCUGUGGAACCUCUCGUCGCACGAGCCCCUGAAGAUGACGGUCAUCAACCACGGCCUGCAAACGCUCAACGAAGAGAUCAUCAUCCCCCACUCGGGCUGGAGGAGAGAGCCGGGUGGAGGCGCCGAGUGGACCACCGUCUUCAAGAACACGUCGGGAUGUCUGCGGAACGUCAGCUCGGACGGAGCCGAGGCCAGACAGCGGCUGAGGGAGUGCGAAGGGCUCGUGGAUGCGCUGCUGCACGCCCUUCACUCGGCUGUGAUCAGAAAGGACACUGACAACAAGUCGGUGGAAAACUGCGUGUGCAUCCUGCGAAACCUUUCCUACCACGUGCACAAGGAGGUGGCGGGCGUGGAGCGCCUGCAGGAGCCGCACGUCACGCAGCUCAUGAGGUCAGUGGCGCCGCACCGGAAGAAGAACAACGACGAGCCCGACUGCUUUGGAGGCAAAACACCUAAAGAGGAGUGGUUCAGUCAUGGUUUGAAGUUGCUGUACCGGCCCGAGGUGGUGAGGCUUUACCUGUCUCUGCUCGGCUGCAGUCACAACAGCAACGCUGUGGAGGCGGCCGCCGGAGCCCUGCAGAACCUCGCCGCCGGACACUGGACCUGGUCCAGCUACAUUCGGGCCACGGUGCGCAAAGAGAAGGGUCUGCCCAUCCUGGUGGAGCUGCUGCGCUCCGACGUGGACAAAGUGGUGCGAGCGGUGGCCAUCGCUCUCCGUAACCUGGCCAUGGACCGACGCAAUAAAGACCUGAUAGGCAGCUACGCUCUGAGGGACCUGGUGUCCAAUCUGCCGUGCGGCCAGCAGCGGCCGGCCAAGAAUCUGGAAGGGGACACGGUGGUGUCGCUCCUCAACACCAUUCACGAGAUCAUCAGCGACAGCCAGGAGAACGCGAGGGCGCUCAUCCACGGGCACGCCGUCCAGAAACUGGUGGCCAUCAGCAGAUCGAGCCAAUCAGCACGUGAAACUAGGGCCGCCUCUCACGUGCUACAGACCAUCUGGGCCUACAAGGACCUGAGGAACGCCCUCAACAAGGCGGGCUGGAACAAAAGCCACUUUAAGCCGACAGCAACCGGAGCGCCGAAGAAAUCCAAGAGUGUGAAGCAAAGCGGCGACGACAUCACUUUGCCUCUCAUGGACAAAUCCCAAGAUAUUUUUUCCAGCAGUUUAGAGACAAACGACAGAGUGGAAGAUGGAAUUGCAACUGUCGUUGAAAGAGACGCUGUCCCGGCGAUAAGCGAGAGGAAACACUUCAUCCGAGCUGGCAGGCCCGCCGUGGGCCUCGUGGAUAACAAACCUCCGCCGCUGGACUCGUGGGUGUGAACGCCACAACGCGGCCAUUUAACAGUCCGACACCAUGACACGCGGUAGACACGCUCUCUAGCGGCCCACAUGCACAUUUAUGCAAGUUGACCCGACGUGUAGAAACAACAAUUCCAGUACCAGUAGUUUUUUGUUUUGAUCCUAGGGAAUGACGUGCCAAAUAUUUAUCAAUAAGAUGCUUAUCUGUUCCUAGAUUUGAUAAGAUUCCCCAUAUAUAUAUUUUAGAAGGACGAUCAUGUUAAAAACCAUCAUAGACAUACGGUAUAAAAUAGUCUUAAAUAUGCAAGCCGCGGGAGACGUACGACUCCAAAGACACCGCACACAAAAAAAAAAAAACACUUCGAUCAGAUUAAGCUGCUAGUUUAUAAUUCUGUUUUUUUUUUUCAAUGUUCAGACUUUGAAGAAGAAAGAUUCAGGUGAGAAAUUAUAGUGAAAAUAUUUUGGAUUACUUGUCGUUUAUUAGUAUUAAAACGAGCCUGGUGGUCGUCAAGGGUGGUGUACUAUCACUGCCAAAAUAAAUAAAUAGCCGUUUUCAUCCUGGUUGAGAAUGACUAAAAAUAAUAAUAAUACAUCACUCUGAUUAAUUUGAUAUACAGUAAUGCUCACAAAUUGUGUGUGCCAUUUGAGGAACUGCGCCCUCUACCCCUUUGAUUCCUGAGAUGAGAUGUGUAAAUGUGUAAACAAAAGGACUGUUAAUAAGCUAAAUGGAUGCAUUUAUAUUGUGAUAUUUAUUAUAUCUAACAGCCAUGUUGAGAAUCCGAGCUCUUAGACGCGUCCGAGCCGCACCACCAGUCAGUCAGUGGUCCUUCACGUUCAAUACGAGUCCGGUUUGUAGUC